This is a messenger RNA of Ipomoea triloba (trilobed morning glory), 1335 nucleotides long. Its product is annotated as protein FAF-like, chloroplastic. Bases 83 to 1084 code for a protein of 333 amino acids. NCBI's taxonomy places the organism in Eukaryota, Viridiplantae, Streptophyta, Magnoliopsida, Solanales, Convolvulaceae. The record is from RefSeq and is a predicted model, not a curated record. The transcript has a single exon.
AUUCAUUCAUCAUCCAAAUCCAAAAUUAUAUUUUUCUCUUUCAUUAUUUCUUAUUAUUCCAUUCAUUGUCUAGUGUGAGGAUAUGAUGUCAUCAUCAAGAUGUAGUUGCGUGUCGAAGCCGCUUGUUGGAUCAGAUUGUGGCGGCGAGAAUUGGCUUUCCAUCAACAAGAGGGAAGAAGAAGAUGAUGAUGAGUUGAUGAAGCCUGGACAGGAUGAGGUCUGGAAAGCAAUCCAAGCACAGAAGCAGCAGGGGGAUGGUGAUCAUACCAAUAAUAAGGCGCCGCCAAUACGAUCAACUGUUUCCUGGAGCGCAAUUCUCUUAUCUGAUGAUCAAAAAGUUGUUCUUCAAGAUUCACCGCCGCCUUAUAUCCACCCUCUCCUCAAAAAGUCAUCUAGCUGUUGUUUGAGUAAACACAGCCUUCAGAUUUGCACUGAGAGUCUUGGCUCAGAGACCGGCUCCGAUUGUCUCUCUUCCCGCGAUUCUGAUCACAUUCAAAAUGAAGUUCAGGACAACAAACAAGCUCAUGAAGAAGAAGAAGAUAUUUUCAACCAUGUAAAGAUAAAUUAUAGCAAGAAAUCACCAUCCCCGCCAUCAUCUUUCCCUCCUCCGCUCCCUUCUCUGGCCAACUCAAGCGUUCAGCUGCGCUCUCAUCGGCAAGGCAAAGGCGAAGGUGAAGUCGAAGGCAGCAGGUUGAUUCUCGAAGCUGUUUCCAUCCCUCAGCGCAACUACUUCCAUGCUGAACGCUCCCACGGCAGGCUGCUCCUCACAGCCCUCACAAGCCCCAGCAGUUCACAUGAAGAAGAAGAAGAAGCAGAAGCUGGGGAUGAUGAAACUGAAGAAUUCGAAAUUCAUAAUAGCAGCAGUGAUGAAGAGGGGGAGGGGGAGGGGUCUGGCCACGCCACCAUGCCAUCGUUCAACAGCAACACCAACCACUUGUACUCCAACAGUGGUAGUAGUCGUAGUAUUAGUAUUGCAGAGUACAAGCAGCAGCAACAGGAGUUGUUGAGGAACUGCAAAGAAGCAAGGAGGAGGUCUCUACUAACGUGGGAGCCCCCUAAUUACUGCAUUGCCACCUCCUCCUAAUCUUCCUUCAUAAACCAACCCAACCAUUCAUUCCAUUUCCUUAUGCUGCACUACCGAAUCCAAUAUUUAACAACUCUAAUAAAACAUGUCCUCAAUAUAUAAUACACCCAUGCAUAUAUAUGUAUGAUACUAGUUGUCCCUCCUAAGAUCAUCGCUCUACUCUUUGGUCCAAAGAGUUUGUUUUGUGUACCCUAAAUAAACAUGUUGAAUAGGUAGAACAAUAUCUUUUUCUACUACAAAGAUUAUUUUGA